AUGCUUGGCAUGAGACUCUGGAGCGAUGUGCAAGAUGCUUUUACUGGGAAAAACGUAUUUGUCCUUCUGUCAAAAGUAAAUGCAUACAAGUUGUUUUACUUUGACAUUAAUAAAAUUGGUCCUGACAUAGAACUGGAGAGUCAGUCUAUUAACGCAUUUAUGGCUGUCAUCGUGAAGGAUUACAACAGCCAGAACACAGGACAGGCUGCCUUCAUAGACUCAUUUGCGAUGACAGCAAUGUGGCAGGGAAAAAGUCCUAGAUUAAAAAAGAUGAACCCAAUGAAUUAUGAAAUAAUUCUGGGAAUCAACAAUCAACACCACCACUGGACUUUAGUGUUUGCAGAAAAAAUCCUAUCAAAGGAGGUUGUGGAUUUUCCUGUUUCCAAUGAGGCGGUCUACAGCAUGAGGUUGGAAAUUGCUAUCCAGUGUGACUUGUGCCUGAGGUGGUUCCAUCAGGCAUGUGUGGGAAGCCCACCAACUGAAAAAACUUAUCACUGCUUUGCGUGUUUGCCUUAG
Messenger RNA from Menidia menidia (Atlantic silverside), 516 nucleotides. NCBI's taxonomy places the organism in Eukaryota, Metazoa, Chordata, Actinopteri, Atheriniformes, Atherinopsidae. The record is from the annotation of a GenBank genome assembly.